Messenger RNA from Papaver somniferum (opium poppy), 961 nucleotides. RefSeq names its product putative germin-like protein 2-1. The record is from RefSeq and is a predicted model, not a curated record. The transcript has 2 exons. Gene Ontology annotation, molecular function: manganese ion binding. Bases 69 to 743 code for a protein of 224 amino acids. Gene Ontology annotation, cellular component: cell wall. NCBI's taxonomy places the organism in Eukaryota, Viridiplantae, Streptophyta, Magnoliopsida, Ranunculales, Papaveraceae.
UCUCUCAGUAACAAGAGCUGCAAAAACAUGAAUAAAAUUCUUCUUGUUCCACUAAAACAGACAAGAAAAUGAAAAGCUCCAUGGGUUCUCUCUUUGUAGUCUUAUUUUUUGCUUUGGUUUGUUCCUUCGCAAUUGCUACUGAUCCAGGAUCCCUACAAGACUUUUGUGUGGCUGCUAAAAAUCCCAAUGCAGCUGUGUUUGUGAACGGAUUAUUUUGUAAAGACCCAGCUCUUGCUGUGCCGGAAGAUUUCUUUCUUCCACGAUUUAAUAAACCAGGAAUAAUUAAGAGCCCAGUUGGGUCCGUUGUCACACAGGCUAAUGUUGCUCAAAUUGCUGGACUUAAUACUCAGGGUAUCUCCAUGGCUCGUAUUGAUUAUGCACCAUAUGGCCUUAACCCACCACAUAUGCAUCCAAGAGCCACCGAGAUUUUAGUUGUUUUGGAAGGUACUCUUCAUGUCGGAUUCGUGACAUCAAAUCCGGAAAACAAACUCUUCACGAAGGUGCUUCACAAGGGAGAUGUAUUUGUAUUCCCUGUCGGACUAACUCAUUUUCAAGCGAAUGUGGGAAAAACUCCAGCCGUUGCUCUUGCCGCAUUAAGUAGCCAGAACCCUGGCGUGAUCACUAUUGCUAAUGCCGUUUUCGGAUCAAAAGCACCCAUUAGUGAUGAUGUUCUCUCCAAGGCUUUCCAAGUUGACAAGAAAGUGGUCGAUUAUCUUCAAUCUCAGUUUUGGAUGGACAACUAGACUGAAAAUCAAUGAAUUCAAAUUACGAUUGUUCCGAUUUAAGAAUAAACCUGAUUUAUUAUGAUGCUCAUGUAACCUUAUAUUUGCACUUGAUGACGUUUUGCAAUUCCUAAUAGGCUAAUAGAAUAAAAGAAGCUUCUUAUAGUUUCCACCUGUAUGUUCCAUGUUGUUUUUUGCUACUGAUUUCUUAUAGAAUAAUAAACUUCAUUAUUCAAUUA